AGCAGGUUGUUAACAUUUAAAGCUUGUUUGAUUUCAGAAACAACCAUACUUUGCUAACAUUACAACGGAAUGGAAUUGGAAUUCGAAAACAAAUGAAAACCUAAGAAGGGAACAUAAAUAUUACAUUAAGGUUCGUGGAGAAGAUAGUUACUUUCUAUCAGCUAUAGCAAGGCCUGAUACAGAAUCUACUAAUCAGUUAAACAUCGUUUUAUCAGGAUUGGAUGGUACGAGAGGAUAUGGUAAAUUUGUAUGUUGUGUUUCACGAUCCGAUGGAUCUAUGCUAACAACUCCUGAUGAAUUUUAUCAUAAACAUAACCAUCAUCAGUUUCUUCCUGCAAUAACACAGUUAUUUUUACACGCCGAAUAUGAUGCCACUCAAUAUGUGUGUAAAGUUCAACAAACUGGCAAAGGAGUUAAACAUGUAAAUAUAAGUCUAACCACAACUGCCUGUAGUGAUAAUGCAGUGGAUUAUUUACCUAUUAAACAUCAAAAGCAAGCGAAGCAAGAUCUAGCUAUCUGUGCGAAAGUAGCUUAUGGACAUUUAUUAAAGCCAUCUAGAUUAAUUGAGUGGUUUGAGAUGCAGAAGAUGUUAGGUGUAGAUAAAAUACUUGUAUAUGAUUUAGCUUGUGGUGACGAUAUUAAAACAGUAUUUAGACAUUAUGUGGAUGAAGGUUUAUUAGAAGUACAACCAUAUUCUUUACCUGGAAAAAUGCCAGGAUUGGUGCAGCGGAGUUUUGUUAACCGGGUAAAACCCCAGGAUUCCCACGACGAAGCUUUGACUAUAUUAGACUGUCACCAGAGAUUGGGAGGUUACCAGUAUUUGAUGGCUGCUGACUUUGAUGAAAUUAUUAUACCAAACAAUUUUUUAACUUUAAAACAACUGCUAAAAGUAAAGUAUCAUAUUUCACAUGAAUCUAUAUUAUUGCCCCUUGUCUGUUACAGAAAGUAGGGGACGGUUAAAAUGGGUUCGUCUGCCUGUCAAAACUUUUGUAACACGAUAACUCAGUGUUUGAUUUGGGUAGUAGGUUCAAACUUGAUUUAGAUGUUCAUCAGGUGAUUGGAGUUCGAUUAUGAGCAUUUUCUACUAUAGCCAGCUUAGUUUGCUGAUGCUUUAGGAAACGCUUACUUUGAGCAUUUUCUACUAUAGUCAGCUUAGUUUGGUGAUGCUUUAGGAAACGCUUACUUUGAAUCUAAUUGAGUGGUGUGACCUGACUUCUUCUGUCAUCCAUUUUGUAUACUAUAACGUGCACGAAGACAUCAGCAAUUUCAUAAACCAGUCUGAGCUUUCCUUUGUGAACCAUGUAAUAAUAUUAACCAAAUAUUAUAUUAUAAGACAAAACUUGAAUCUAAUCAACCCACUAAAGAAGUGUACACCGCUUUUCUACAUUCAAACGCAAAGCUAGAUUCACAAGUAAAUAAGGGCAAUUUUAAAAAGUGGAAAUUCCUUUUGAGUCACUGAUCCCCCCUUGAACUGUUGAGAUUGUUAAAUUUACAAACAUCAUGGACAGGUUGUAAUGUUGAAUGUGUCUAUAAUCGCUUUCUUUUUAUGUACUUGUAUGUUAAUAUAUAUUACUGUAUUAUAUUCCGAAUUUCGGUCAAUAAACCAGUAAAAAAAUGGAAUUUCUACUAUCAUGGAUUCUCGAUAUUCAUGUUACAAGUCAUAUCCAUCAGGAAUGUUAAACGUAUGCGAUUGUAGAGAGGAAUCAUUUUAAUAACUUAACCUUCAAACAUCCCAAAAUUUAUUGCACACAGAGUGGUUAAGUCGGAAGGAGGAAGUUGGAAGUCCGAAGUCAAAAGGCCUUGCAGGGUUUCCGUAUCACUCUUAUCAGCAAUAAUCACGGGUCAAAUGGCAUUCAUUGUAACCUUAAUGUGACACGGAUUUUUAUCCCUAUUCAUUAACAAAUAUGUCGGUUGUAAACAUCCCAGAUGCAGCGGGUAAAAUACUAACUGUGCAAGAGAUAGAUGGGAGACUUUAUCCCCGCUUCGAUCCGGGUGUCCUCAGAAACGUGCCAUCACUAAAACUUAGGGAUGAUGACGUCAUACUGUGCGGGUUUCCUAAAUCAGGAACACACUGGUUGUUCGAGAUUGGUCGGUCAUUACUACAUGGAAAACUAGGCACUGAUGUAAAACCGAAAGAAAGUCUAUUUGUAGAUAUGGUUCCUGAAUCUGAACUUAAUAAAGUAGACUCACCCAGAAUACUCAACACCCACGUUAGAUUUGAUCGACUCCCGUCUGAUGUGAAGACAAAAAAUCUGAAAAUAUUAUAUGUUAGAAGAAACCCUAAAGAUUUAGUAGUGUCUUACUACAACCAUACACAUGGAGAAUUCAAGGAUUACCUCCCCUUGUUUAGUAAUGGACUUGCUUAUGGAUCCUGGUUUGAAUAUGUAUUAGAAUGGGAAAAGAUCAUAGCUAAUAAUCAAGAGUUAUCUAUUCUUGAUGUAGCAUAUGAAAAUCUUAAAGAGGAUCCUAUCCAGGAAAUUAGAAGAUUGUCAGACUUUUUAGGAGUUCAAAGAAACAAAGAUUUUAUCGAAGAAAUAAGCGAUUUUUGUAAUUUUUCCACAAUGAAAGGCAGAUUUAAGGAUAAAAUGGGUAUAAAAGAUGGACAUAAUAUAUUUUACAGAAAAGGUGAAGUGGGCGAUUGGAAGAAUUGGUUCACUGUAGCACAAAAUGAAUGGUUUGAUCAACUCUACAGGGAGAAAAUGGCUGACUCGAAAUUGAAAUUCAAAUUUACAUUAAAUGAAGAUUAAUUACUCGUGUUACUUAUUAAUUAAUUACACUUAGUGCAUUGAUAGG
Messenger RNA from Patella vulgata (common limpet), 2793 nucleotides. RefSeq names its product sulfotransferase 1B1-like. Gene Ontology annotation, biological process: sulfation. Gene Ontology annotation, cellular component: cytoplasm. Gene Ontology annotation, molecular function: sulfotransferase activity. The record is from RefSeq and is a predicted model, not a curated record. NCBI's taxonomy places the organism in Eukaryota, Metazoa, Mollusca, Gastropoda, Patellidae.